This is a messenger RNA of Peromyscus maniculatus bairdii (prairie deer mouse), 2648 nucleotides long. It is a transcript of the gene Socs4, whose product is annotated as suppressor of cytokine signaling 4. Gene Ontology annotation, molecular function: 1-phosphatidylinositol-3-kinase regulator activity. The record is from RefSeq and is a predicted model, not a curated record. Lineage: Eukaryota; Metazoa; Chordata; Mammalia; Rodentia; Cricetidae. Gene Ontology annotation, biological process: negative regulation of epidermal growth factor-activated receptor activity; positive regulation of proteasomal ubiquitin-dependent protein catabolic process; phosphatidylinositol phosphate biosynthetic process. Gene Ontology annotation, cellular component: phosphatidylinositol 3-kinase complex.
GCGGCGCGCCGCCGCGGAGCCCAGAGCCGGCGGCUGGGGCGGCUCUGAAAGAAAAGGUGGGAGCGGAACCCGGAAGUGGUGGCGGUCCCUGGAGAGCAGGCGGAGACCGCGGCAAGUCUGACACCGGGCUGACUGAGCGGGGGCGGGGGAAGGCGCUGGCAGAGAGGCAUCCGCCUGGUGGGAGCUACGCGAGGAGCGGGAGUGGCCGGGCCUCCCUUCCGCACUUGAGCGAGCGAGCGAGCGAACGCCGAGUGAUGGCGGCGGUGAUGGCGGCAGUGGCUCGGACAGCCCCGGUUAAGUCGCGCUCAGAGAGAUUCAUCCAGAAAGUACCCAGAAGAAACUUCCUGUCAGAAAAGCUGAAAAUGCAGUCUUGCUAACACUGGGAUUUGUAAAUAAUUUGUUCAGAAUGGCUGAAAACAAUAGUAAAAACGUAGAUGUGCGGCCGAAAACAGGCCGGAGCAGAAGUGCUGAUGGAAAGGAUGGCUAUGUGUGGAGCGGAAGGAAGUUGUCUUGGUCCAGAAAGAGGGAGAGCUGUUCCGAGUCUGAAACCGUGUGUCCUGGAGAGAAGGCUGAAGCUCCCGGAAGGGGCCGAGAGAGGGAGCAGAGCUGUUCAUCCAUUCAGCUGGACCUGGACCACUCCUGUGGGCACAGAUUUUUAGGCCGAUCCCUUAAACAGAAACUGCAAGAUGCGGUGGGCCAGUGUUUUCCAAUAAUGAAUUGUAGUAGUCGGCACUCUUCAGGGCUUCCAUCUAAAAGAAAAAUUCAUAUCAGUGAACUCAUGCUAGAUAAGUGCCCUUUCCCACCUCGAUCGGAUUUAGCCUUUAGGUGGCAUUUUAUUAAACGACAUACUGUUCCUGUAAGUCCAAAUUCAGAUGAAUGGGUGAGCACAGACUUAUCUGAGAGUCAAGUGAGGGAUGCCCAGCUAAAGCGAAGAAACAUAGAAGAAGACAUACCCUGUUUCUCGCAGACCAGUGUUCAGCCCUGUGUCGUAACUACCAGCAGUGCUUCAUGUAGAGGUGGUCACAUAACUGGCUCUAUGAUGAACUUGGUCACAAAUAACAGCAUAGAAGAUAGUGAUAUGGAUUCAGAGGAUGAAAUUAUAACACUGUGCACAAGCUCCAGAAAAAGAAACAAGCCCAGGUGGGAAAUGGAUGAUGAAAUCCUGCAGUUGGAGACCCCUCCCAAGCACCACACCCAGAUUGAUUACGUUCACUGCCUUGUACCAGACCUCCUUCAGAUCAGUAACAAUCCAUGCUACUGGGGUGUUAUGGAUAAAUACGCAGCCGAAGCCCUGUUAGAAGGAAAGCCAGAGGGCACCUUUUUACUUCGAGACUCAGCACAGGAAGAUUAUUUAUUCUCCGUUAGUUUUAGACGCUAUAGUCGUUCUCUUCACGCGAGAAUUGAACAGUGGAAUCACAACUUUAGCUUUGAUGCCCAUGAUCCGUGUGUCUUCCAUUCUCCCGACAUUACUGGGCUCCUGGAACAUUAUAAGGACCCCAGCGCCUGUAUGUUCUUUGAACCACUUCUGUCCACUCCAUUAAUCCGGACCUUCCCCUUUUCCUUGCAGCACAUUUGCAGAACAGUCAUCUGUAAUUGUACAACUUACGAUGGCAUUGAUGCCCUGCCAGUUCCUUCUCCUAUGAAAUUGUAUCUGAAGGAAUACCAUUAUAAAUCGAAAGUUAGGUUACUCAGGAUUGAUGUGCCAGAGCAACAAUGAUGGAGAGAGGUUAGGAAUGUGGACUUGCAUACAUAUUUUCAUUUCAUAUCUUAUUUUUCUUAUGCCUCUUCGAAUUUUUCUACAAAGGCAGUUAGAAUCCAAAAUAAAACUGCCCUAAAUUUUAAUUCCAGAUGAAUUUAUUUUUCUUAUGAUACACUUGUUAUAUAUUUUUAAGCAGGUGUCUGGUUUUUGUUUUUACCGUGUAAAUUAUAUACUUUUCCACUUAAUUUACAUAUGGUCCAGGCAUAUUUGAAAUUUCAAGGCAUUACAAAUACAUUUGAAUAUUCUGUAUUUUUUUUUAAGUAAUCUUCUGCCCUUUCCUACAUGUGGAAUAUUUUGCUAAUGUACGCUAUCAGUAUUCUUAUAUGGCAGAAUAGUUAUCUUUCCCAUUUUCAUUUUAAAAUUCUUCAGUAAAGAUGAGUGUUGUAAUCCGUCCAUGAUAAUGUAAUUGACUUUUGUAAUUGCUAAUAGCAAUGUUAGGCAACAAAAUGCUUUAAAGUGAAACAGUGUGUUUUCAUUUUAAAUAUUAACUAAAGCAAGUUUGUUUCUUAUUAAUAUGGCCAAUGGAAAGAGAAUGUUACGAUCUAGAGGUGCAUUUGUUCGGCAGUAUGGCAGGAUUGUCAAUAGAUCCAAAUACAGCAGCCCUUCACCCUGGAAGAGGUGAAUAACGUCAUAAUGCAACUUGGAUUCCUUUCUUACUAGAAGCUUUACAGUUAAAACAGCGGUAUUAGAAGCUUGGAGUUGCUAAGGCAACUAGAGUUUUUCUAUAUUAAUUUAUAGACUGUUACAUCUACUUAGCUCUUUCUUAGGAACUCUGGUUCCCAGGGGGAUAUAGGCAGUUUCUAAACAGCUACUGUAUCCACCAGUAACAAAAAGACCUGAAUAGUUUCUCAUUAUUUUAAAUUGAACUUAAAUAAAGAUGCAAACAAAA